Molecule: messenger RNA, 1402 nt
Organism: Musa acuminata subsp. malaccensis (wild Malaysian banana)
Lineage: Eukaryota; Viridiplantae; Streptophyta; Magnoliopsida; Zingiberales; Musaceae
Product: VQ motif-containing protein 4-like
Source: RefSeq, a predicted model, not a curated record
CUUCGCUUCGUCAACAAAAGCUGCAAUAAGAAAUCACGCAACAGCUGAUGAACUCUCUCGUGUGUUUGCAUGUGUGCCAUUUUCACGUGAUUAAUUCUCUGUCUCUGUCGAAACAUGAUGUUGAAAGAAACCAUGCACUUCCUUCGUCUUCCCAAAGAGCCAAACAUGAUCUUAGAGGCUGUAUGACUUCCUCUGUUGUUUAGUGCAGCAUUAGAAACACUUCAGCAAAGAUGAUAGAAAAUUAGAAAUCUCUCUCAACAGAACUCCAAAUCUGUAAGUAAUCUUUCUCUCUCGAAAUCUAUUAGUUGGCUCUUCUUCUCUAAGGGUAAUUGAGGCAGAGUAAAAGAUCCAAUCUAAAUAAGAGAGAACAAGAAGAAUGAUAUCAUGCUGCGCCAUCACUUUAUUCUGGGAAAGGAGAAGCCGACCCAGAGUUCUCCUUUUCUUUUUCUUCUUCUUGUGUUAACCUUCUCUUGCCCAGACGAACUGCUCUGUUGUUUCGCUCCCUCCCUCUUUGUUCCCUCUCCCUCUCUUCUUUACGGUAACUGUUCUUCCUUGUCCCUGUUCAUCUCCGUCGAUGGAAAUCGACCCAAAACCACGGGACGCAGCCAUCACCAGGAGUAGCAGCAACUACAGUAGCACCAACGGAGGAGCACCGGCAGCAAAACCACCUCCGUCGUCGCCAACAGCUCUACCACCUUUGACUCCACAGCCCAUUCCGAGGGCCUGCGUAGCGAAUCCGUGCCCGACGACCUUCGUUCAUGCCGACGCUUCCUCGUUCAAGCAAGUGGUCCAGAUGCUCACGGGCUCCGCCGAGACCGCCGCUGCCAACUCGACAGCUGAGAGAAGCUCGGUAGCUCCUGCCGCCAAGGUCACCGGCCCCAAGAAGGCCGCUUUCAAGCUCUACGAGCGGCGAAGCAGAGUCAAGAACCUCAAGAUGAUCGGCCCCCUGAUACCGACCUUGCUGGACUCCAACCCCAACUCCCCCGUCGGUGGCGCCGCCUUCUCUCCUCGCAAGCUGCCGGAGGUUCCCUCGCCCAGCACGCUGGACUUCCCUUCCCUGUCACUGAGCCCUGUCACUCCUCUGAUCCCGGACCCCUUCGAGCGGCCGCCGCUCAGGGGCACGGACUCCGCCAAGUGGGCCGAGGACCGGGCGAUCGCCGAGAAGGGAUUUUACCUUCAUCCGUCGCCGAGGACAGCGAGGAGAGACGGCCAGCCACCGCGGCUGCUGCCGCUGUUUCCGGUGACCUCCCCAAAGGCCUCCUCCAACUCGUAUCCUGCCACUUGUAAUUGAGAUGGUUCGACUCCAUGGCUGUCGAUGGCUACGUCCUGCUCUUUAUUUCCAUUUCAACUGUAAAAAUGGUUAGUCGUGGCUUUAUCUGAGUUAAAUGACUGCUUCUCUUUA